Trichoderma aggressivum f. europaeum is the source of this 1713-nucleotide messenger RNA. RefSeq lists its product as uncharacterized. The coding region runs from base 1 to 1713 and encodes 570 amino acids. Gene Ontology annotation, cellular component: plasma membrane. The record is from RefSeq and is a predicted model, not a curated record. Lineage: Eukaryota; Fungi; Ascomycota; Sordariomycetes; Hypocreales; Hypocreaceae. The transcript has a single exon. Gene Ontology annotation, biological process: protein localization to plasma membrane.
AUGGCGUCCUACAAGAUUUCUGCCCCGGACGAGUACCUUGCCAUCACUGGCAUGGGUAUUCGUACCGUCAGAAUCACAAAGGCUGCCUGGGUCUGGCCCUUUCAGCGGUACACUCGUUUCAGUGUUCAGCCCCACGACUAUGCCAUGGACCUCCAGGCAAUGACAAAGGAGAAGCUGCAGUUCUCUCUCCCUGUUGUAUUCACAGUUGGACCUGACGUAAAUCAGCGCGGGGGCAACAUUAAAGGAGGAGUCGCCGCAGAAACAAUCUCACAUGAUGGAGAUGAGAAUUAUGAGACUUCAGGCCAUCAAGAAGACUCUGGAGAUGCUCUCGUCAAGUAUGCGAUGCUGCUGGCUCGCUCUAACAGCGGCAACAGGGUUGUUGCAGAGCGAGAUCAUGUCGAAAACAUUGUCAAAGGCAUCAUUGAGGGUGAAACGCGUGUUCUGGUUUCCGGAAUGACCAUGGAAGAAAUCUUCACCGAACGUGAGGUUUUCAAGCGACGCAUCUUCCGUAACAUUCAGGGAGAACUCCAGCAAUUCGGCCUCAAGAUCUACAACUCCAACGUCAAAGAGCUCAAGGACGCUCCUAACUCCAUCUACUUCGAAUCGCUCUCCAAAAAGGCCCACGAAGGCGCAACGAACCAGGCACGAAUCGACGUUGCUGAAGCUCAGCUACGAGGCAACGUCGGCGAAGCCAAGAAGAAGGGAGAACAAGAGAGAGAAAUCGCGAAAAUCAAUGCAGAAACAGCAGUCCAGAAGACGGAGAGGGACAUCGAGAGGGCGGAGGCGGAGGCGCGUCUCCAUACGCAACAAGCUGCUCUAACUCGAGAUGUGGAGAUCGCCCGCGUCACUGCUAAGCGCACUCUUGAGUCUACAGAUGAGAAUCUAAAGCGCGAUGUCGAAGUCAAGCGUGCAGCAGCUGAGAUGGAACGUCUUCGAGCCCAAGAUGUCGUCAAAGCAACGAUUAUCCGUGAAUCUAAGCAACAAGCCGCAGAUGCCCUCGCGUAUGAACUCAAUGCAAAGGCAAAGGCAGAUUGGGAGGCAGGACAACGUGCUGCAGAUACAGACGCCUACAAGACUCGUGUCUCUGCAGAGGCAAACCAAGAGGCGAGCCAGCGAGGAGCAGAUACAGAGGUCUACAAGAGUCAAAAGGCUUCCGAAGCGAACGCAUACAAGACUCGUGUUACGGCCGAGGCAAACCAAGAGGCUAAUCAACGCGCGGCAGACGCUGAGAUUUAUAAAAGCCAAAAGGCUGCCGACGCAGAAGCAUAUAGGGUUCGUGUGACGGCCGAGGCAAACCAAGAAGCAAGUGUUCGGAGCGCUGAGGCCGCCCUUGUACGAACCCUCAAAGAAGCCGAAGGUAUCACGGCAAUGGCAGAUGCAUACGGCAAGCUCUCCGUUGCCUUUGGUGGUCCAGCUGGUCUUCUCCAGUACAUGAUGAUCAAGGACGGCACCCUUGUCGAGCUCGCCAAGGCCAACGCCAGCGCCAUCCGCGGACUGGAGCCCAAGAUUAGCGUUUGGAAUACCGGAAGCCAGGGUAACGGCUCGGAACCAACCGAUGUCAUGCGCAAUGUCUAUCAGAUGCUUCCACCACUGAUGACUACGAUUAAUGAGCAGACUGGCAUCACUCUUCCUGAGUGGCAGUUUGGCCGACUCAACGCGGCUCAGGGGGCGAUGACAGAGAGCAACGUGAAUGGAGCUGGAAAGAAGAAGUAA